Messenger RNA from Bursaphelenchus okinawaensis, 918 nucleotides. Lineage: Eukaryota; Metazoa; Nematoda; Chromadorea; Rhabditida; Aphelenchoididae. The record is from the annotation of a GenBank genome assembly.
AUGAUGAUUCAUAAGAUCGUAGCCAUGGCUGACAACCCGAACCAUCUGAUCCUGAUGGACAACGAGACCCGAGGCAACAUUUGGGAUUUGAAAACGAAAAGAAUGGUCCGCCACCUGCCAUCGUUCACUGGAGAAUGUACAUCUGAUGGCAAACUGGGGAUUCAUGCGCCGAGUAAAGGUGGACUGCAGGUAACGUGGUUUUAAAGACAACAAUAUAUACUUAUAUACAAUGAAGGAUAAAUUAAUACUUUAUAUCUACAAUUCAAAAUUUUUUAAAAUUUACAUAAAAGUUUAGUUGAUCGACAUGAAGACCGGCCAAGUGAUGAAAACCUUGAUUGGCCAAGUAGCCGAAGGAGUUAACGAUGUCCAAGCUCGAUUCUCCGACACAGAAGACCAUGUCCUCUACUACCACAACGGACUACAGACCCUAAGGGCAUUCAGAAUCAGUGAUGGUCAGUUAGUUGGAACCCUGAGACCACACUCUCGAGUAACCACAUGGACUUGUGACAAGUCCGGUCAAAUCGUGGUUAUUGGAGGCUUAGAUGGCUCGUUGUUGACCACCUUCUUGUACGAUGAGAAAACUCAUCCAGAUUCUCAAACAGCUUUGGCAAAUCUGCCAAGUCGGCGGUAUUUGGCUGAUCAUCUGAACAUUGUGGUAGGUUGAAGUUUUUCGAUUUUUUUCGGUACUUCAACAUAAAUUUACAAAUUUUGUUUUAGUAGAUUUAACUUCAGCUUAGAAACAACGUCAUUAAACUCAAAUAGUUAUAUUAUCACACACAUGUGUUGCAGGUUGACGACGUCAAUUCAAAUGACAACUCAGAGUUCCGCAACCUUACAGUACUGACAAAGGCUGUUCAGAAGUUCAAAUGUCUGAUCAACAAGGACCAGCAGUCUUCACAGGUUUGCGUUAUACAGUAA